AUGCUAAGCUCACUCGGAAUACUUUAUCUCAUAAUAUAUUCUACACCAAGUGGAUUUCAAUACAACUUUAAGUUAACUCGUAAGGAAGGCGAUGACAUCAGUUAUGCUAAAAAAUCAAUGGAUAUUAAGAUUCUUGAUAUUAUUGGUAUAUUGUUGAUGGUCUUGCCAAUAGCAAUACAAUUGCCAUUAGCAGCUUUUGCUG
This is a messenger RNA of Entrophospora sp. SA101, 202 nucleotides long. The record is from the annotation of a GenBank genome assembly. NCBI's taxonomy places the organism in Eukaryota, Fungi, Glomeromycota, Glomeromycetes, Entrophosporales, Entrophosporaceae.